AUGUCGGUGGAAGAAGCUCUGGAACGGGGACGUCUUCUGACUGAAGCUCUCAUGCAAGUCGAGCGGAACUUCAGACGCUGCACCCAAAUUCUCACUAAUCUCGAAAGUCGUGUAGAAGCAGCCACACAUUUGGCUGUCACGACGGGUCUGACGUCCCGCCGGCACAGGCUCCGCCGCAUAAUGAUCAUAAGAGACGCCUGCCACGGCGAAUGUCUCCAACUUCUGCGAGAAGUCACCAUCGCUCAGAGCAGUCUCAACGACUUUGUGUCUUCACACCAACAUUUAGUUCGUUUUCUUGUCUAAUCUUUGGGAUUUCUGUCCAAAAAUAUACGAAAAAACUUUUUUGUUGAUUUUUUGUGUACAUUACAUUAUCUCUGAAAAUUUCGGAAAAUUUGAUAGCUGGCCUUCGUAACGUCUGAUUGAAAUAGUCCGUUGAAAAAAACUCGAGUUUCAGAAAGAUUGAGCUGCACACGAGAAAUUCGUGAAAUGAAACUAAUCGAUUUUUUGCAGGGUCCUGAUUUCCUCUUCGGAAUGCUGGAAAUGCGUCGCCCCAUGCUGCAGCUGGAUGAUGAUAUGGAGGAGGCGCAGGUGCAGCCUAACGCCGAAGAUGUGGAACCGGAGGAGCCUUCCCUGGAGGCCGAGAACAUUGAAGCGGAGCUCAACGUAUCCCAGAUUGAUCCACAGCCACGAGGAGAAGCGACUCAAGAGGUUCAGUCGCCACAUGAGGUACAUUUUGAGAUAUCAACCUCAUACUUUAAAAGUUAUUCUGCUUGUUUAAAAGUCAAAGUCGGCGGAAGCAACCUAUUAAAGAGACUAGGCUUGAAAAAGGAGUCUCCUUUCACCUCAACAAUGUUUUUUUGGUUUGCUUUGUGAAAGAAUUGUGAAAAAUAUUCAUUUUUUCUUUUGCCCGAAGUUUUUUUUCAGCUUUCCAUUCAAAAAAUGACCUUUUUUAGUUGACGCUGAAAAUUCGUGAAAGUUUUUUUCAAACUACAAAAUCAAAUCAGAAUGAAUAAUUAUUUUUUUGAUCUUUCAGACUGAUCCAUUGUUGACUCAAAGUACAACGGACGCUGUUACUGCAAUUGGAACUGCCGCUUCUGAACUUCCUGUCGCUACUUCUGAGGCCGCCGUCGUUAUUUCUGAAUCUGGGAUUGACACUGAUGGCGAGGUAUACUUUUAUUUUAACUCAAUUAAAUAAUUUUCACUCAAAAAUUGCUCAAUUUUUUUCAUAAAAGCCCCAGUAUUCGAUUAUGUUUCAUGAUUCAGGUCGAUGAUACGAAGGGGCUCCGCGGCCAAGCGGAAGAUACCAACCCAGCCGUUGGAGAGAAGAUGGAGGUUCCAGAGGAACGAGGCGGAUUGUCCGACUGCGAGAAUGUGGCUCCGCCAAAAGGCGUCCCCUCAACCUGA
This is a messenger RNA of Caenorhabditis auriculariae, 1404 nucleotides long. The record is from the annotation of a GenBank genome assembly. NCBI's taxonomy places the organism in Eukaryota, Metazoa, Nematoda, Chromadorea, Rhabditida, Rhabditidae.